CAGUAAUGAGACGCGUAUGAGAAAUCUGCUACAUUGAUCGGCUGUCAAUAAUUGAUAAAGACUGACCCCUUUUCAGUGAGACAGACACACAAUAAACCAGACUGUUGAGGAAAGUCCAGCAGUCAAACAUGAAGGUUCUGGACAAAGACGAGCUGCAGGUCGCUGAACAAGUUCUGCUCCAACACUUACCGAAGAGCUACAAGGUCUACGGUUUCAUACAUGCUAUCAACAGGAACAAACCAACUACACAGCAGGUGGUCGUUGAUUCGUGGCCUGAUUUUAAAGUCAUUGUUUGUCGACCUGAUCCCAUGAACAAGCGUGCCCUGGACUUCAGGAAAAAGGUAUCAUACUACAGCAUGGAUGAACAGAUUUUAAGGAAAAUGCUGACAGAAGAAAAUGCAAUUGACUGGAGCACUUAUUUCCUAAUUGGAGGAUUUGACUUUUCUCAUGCACCUUUACUCAAGGACAUGUCCUCUGACAGAAAAGUCAACAACAGAAUCUUUACUUUGGUGCAUCUUAUGCAUUUGCCAGACGUCAACUAUCUGCUCCCACCAGCAGUUGACAGUGAGCUUGAAUCAAGGAUUUCAUCUCUUAAUCUUUCCCAUGUGGACUUUGUGAAUAAAACAUGGAAGUUCGGAGGGAAUGAGCAGAGUUACAGGAAUAUUAAAAAUCUCAUCAGCAACUUCCCAUCAUGCUGCAUCAUGGACGGCCAGGGUGAGCCGGUGUCCUGGAUUCUGCUGUAUGACUACUGCGCCAUGGGCAUGUUGUACACUCUGCCAGAGCACCGAGGAAAAGGCUACGCCAAAGUGUUGGUCAGCACCAUGGCCAAGAAGCUCCACGCUGAGGGCUACCCAGUGUACUCCUUCAUAGAGGAGGACAACAUGGUAUCUUACAAACUCUUUAAAAACCUGGGCUUUGUGGAGGAUGCCUCUUACAGGGCAGCAUGGUUUGAGUUCAGCUUUUGACUUAACAUCUGUUAAACAUAUGGCAGAUAAAUAUAAACAAACUUUCUUAAUGUAAAAAAAUAUGAUUGAAAUGUAAAGUAAUGCAAAUCAAAGGUGAUUAUAAAGAUAUGUACUGUUUCAUUUUUAAGAUGUUUUCAGUAAUGGAAUUGUAAUCACUCUUGGUCAACAGUACAUUUCAAGAUGGAGUUUAUAUGCUUCUCAAAGCACUAAAUUAAACUCGGACCAAAACAGUUCAAGUUUAGUGUAAGAGAUGUUGAUUUACAGUUUUUCUCAAUUGAUAAGACACUAAAUUCCAAUCACUGCACACAUUUCUCAAAAACAGGACACUGCUGUCCAAAUUUUGGACACUAUUCAUGGUUUGCACACUGUUCCAAAACUCUUGCACUCUUUUUGCAAAAGACUGAACACGUUUUUUGCUCAUUUGAACACACUUUUUCACUCAUAACACACAUUUUUCCAGAAGUGAACACUAGGAAGCAGAACUGGGACACUGUUCCAACACUGCUGUCACAAUUAAGACACAACAGGUCAAAACUGAAAACACUUUUACCAAUGAAGUGCACACUAUAAAACCUGCUGGGAAACAGAAUUAGCUGUUCAGAAUGCAAUCUGUUGUUAAGGUCAGCAGAUGGUAAGGAUGGUGCAUAAAGUAAAUGGUUUCAGGUUUACUGUGGUUUACUUUACAUGUAUGUAAAUGUUGUUUGUCACUUCAGUGACAUGUCUAUAGUGGAACAAUACAAGCAGUCAGAAAUGUUGUGAGAAUACUGUAAAAAAUCUAAUGCAUAAUUCUGCUUCACAAGUGCUGGUAAAAUUACAGAAAGUGUACGUGACUGACUUUUUCUAUGUUUUGUGUGCGUUUGUUCCAGAGAGUUUUUCAGUUGAAUUCUGAUGAUACACAUGAAUACAUCUGGGACAAUGUUAGUUUUCAUGGAGGACUAUUGAUUUGGGAAUAGUUCAAUAUGAACCCUCAAGUUAUAGUGGUUUUUCUGCCACCAUAUUCUCCCUUUCUGAAUCCUAUAGAAGAAUUCUUCUCUACAUGGAGGUGGAAGUUAUAUGAGCGGCAGCCAUACUUCGGGCAAAUCUCUAUCAAUAAAUGGUCUUGGCAUGUGAUGAUGUUUCUGUUGAUGCAUGUCAGGGCUGGAUCAAACACACUAGGUCCUUCUUUCCAGAGUAAACAUAGCUUGUGACGUUGAUGAGGUCCUGUGGCCUGACCAGGCUGGAAGAAUUGAUGCAGACAUGAUGUAAAUAUCUGCAUACUGUACUGUGUACAAUACAGUGCUGUAUUUUUUGUCUAACAUUAUUUUUAUUUUGAAAUGUACAGUCAGGCACUGCAAUGGCCCCCUCUGAUUCAUUUAUAGGAUGCAUUUGUGUUUAAGUUGUCAUUUUUGAAGACUAUCAUUUUUUUUAUACUUCAUGUGAAAACAGUGAGAGAAAAAUGUUUUGUAUUUAGCAGUGCAGUGUCCUAGUUUUGCUUCGUGUGUCUUAAUUUUGAAAACAAAGUUCAGAUUUUGACAAUAAAGUGCGCUUUUGACACAA
This is a messenger RNA of Amphiprion ocellaris (clown anemonefish), 2501 nucleotides long. RefSeq lists its product as uncharacterized. Gene Ontology annotation, molecular function: glycine N-acyltransferase activity. Bases 129 to 965 code for a protein of 278 amino acids. Gene Ontology annotation, cellular component: mitochondrion. The record is from RefSeq and is a predicted model, not a curated record. NCBI's taxonomy places the organism in Eukaryota, Metazoa, Chordata, Actinopteri, Pomacentridae. The transcript is spliced from 5 exons.